AUGAUGCUGUCCAAGAAUGCUAGACGCGAGAAGUUGAAGCUUCUCAAACAGGCCAGAGAACUCGGAAGAAAUGUCGAGCUUUCCGACCAAGAAGAAGAAGCAGGUGGGAUUUAUGAUGAAGUUGACGAAGACACCUUUAGACAACACAAACGUAACCAGAUGAUGAAUGAUGACUUCAUCGUGGACGAUGACGGCGAAGGCUACGUCGACAAUGGUGCCGAUGAGUGGGAUGAUACCACCAGGCCCAAUUAUUAUUCUGAUGAAGAAGAAGAUGUAGGCUCCAAAAGAAAGAGAACCAAGAAACCAGCCAAAGUCACCAAGACUUCUCAGAUUAAUAACUUCUUUAAACCCAAAGGGUUUGAAAUUGCAAGCAAGCCAAAACCAAAGGUCGUGGAGGCCGAUAUUGAUGAUAUUCUCAACGACUUCGACGACGUGGCGCCUGCUCCCAAGAAACCCAGAGUCAAUGUCUUUGGAAGCACUUCUUCAGUGAACAGAAAUAAGCCUGCUUCGAGAAACCCUUUCAACAGACCGGCUGCUACCUCCAGGAGAGCAGAGCCAACAACUGCUUCUGACGAUUCUUCAGAUGUGACCAUCAGCAUGAAUGACCAACCAUCGUCUCCGAUUAAAACUGCCGUUCAGGAAGACGUGGACACAUUUUCAAAGGAUACCGAUUCCAUUGGAGACAUAGACGAUGAGUCGGAUGAGGACGAUAUUAUUGUCGCAAGAAGGCCCAGAGCAUCUGCUGCCAACAGGCCUCAGAUUUCAAAUAUAUCCGCCAUGAAAGCUGAGCGCUUGUCUUCUCCAGUGAGAAACACCACCUCGAAUCCCGAUGUUAGUUACGUCGACAAAUUGAAUGAAGAGGAGGUGUUUGGAGGUGACAACAAAGACUCAUUCAAGAUGUUCUGGAUGGACCACUGUGAAGUCGAUAACAGUUUGAUUUUAUUUGGAAAAGUUCAAACCAGGUCCGGCCAGUUUGUUUCUGGAGCAGUCCAAAUUAACGGUUUAACCAGAGAGCUUUUCUUCCUACCCAGAAAAUAUAGAAAAGUUGGUGGUGAGGAUGACACAGAAGACGAGGUUAGCCCACAAGAUGUCCACGAAGAGAUCAUUCCCUUGUUGUUGGACAAGUAUAAGUUGGACACCAUUAGAGCCAAACCCGAAAAAAUGAAGUAUGCUUUUGAGUUGACCGGGGUUCCAAAAGAGUCCGACUACUUGAAGGUCUUAUUACCAUUCAAAACCCCAAAGAAUAAGCAUUUAAUUAUGCCUGCUGAUUUGGAGGGUGAAACGUUUAGCCAUGUGUUUGGAACUAAUUCUAAUAUUUUUGAAGCAUUUGUUGUGCAGAGGAACAUCAUGGGACCUUGUUGGUUAGAAAUAUCCAAAGGUGAUUUCAAUUCUAUAAGGAAUUCGACUCAUUGUCAAGUUGAAGUCUCGGUUGACUCACCAAACUAUAUCAAACCACUCAAUGAAAGAAACUUGCCUCCACCCAACUUAACUCUUAUGUCCAUUGCUAUUCAAACCGUCAUGAAUGCCAAACAAAACAAGCAAGAAGUUGCUUCUGUUUCUAUUGGAACAUACAGAAAUUUACCCCAAGAUGCACCUAUUGAUGAGAAUUUGAAACCAGAUAAUCUAGUAACCUUGGUAAGACCUGUGAAUGCUCCCACAUUUCCACCCGGUUUGAACCAGUUAGCUCAGAAACAAGGUCUUCAAUUGAGAACAUUCCCUAAUGAAAAGGCAUUAUUGAACUGUUUGUCAGGAAUGAUCAAAUCCCAAGAUCCUGAUAUAUUUAUUGGCCACAGAUUAGAAAACAUUUCUUUGGAUGUUUUGGUCCACAGGAUGUAUGAUUUGAAAGUUUCAACUUGGUCGAAUUUGGGUCGUAGAAACAGAAAAGCUUGGCCUGACAGAUUUGGUAAAGGUAAUGGUGGCUUCAAUAACAAUUUGCAGAUUAGAGAAGUAUUCCAUGGGAGGUUACUCUGUGACAUCGCCAACGAAUUGGGUCAAUCGUUAACCCCCAAGUGUCAAUCAUGGGACUUGCCUGAGAUGUACGACAUAGUCUGCCACAAAGAACAUUCGUUCUUGGAAGUCAACUACAACAAUAACAAAUUCUUUGAAGACACCAGUUUCUUGCUAAUGGCAUUGAACGAAAAUGCUUCUAGUUGUAAGAUUGCAGCAGAAAUAGCAUUUUCGAUUCAGAUUUUGUCAUUGUCGAAGCAGUUGACUAACCUUGCUGGUAACGCUUGGUCACAAACCUUGUAUGGUACCAGAGCUGGUAGAAAUGAGUACAUUUUGUUGCAUGAAUUCCACAAGAAUAAAUUCAUUUGCCCAGACAAAGAGGACAAGUACCACAAGAAUACAAGCUAUGCCCAACAAGCCAGAUUGGAAUCGACUGAAGAUGAUGCUACCAACGUUACUUCCAACAAGAAACCGAAAUUUCAAGGUGGUUUGGUGUUUGAACCUGAAAAAGGUCUUCACAAGAACUGUAUUUUGGUUAUGGAUUUCAACUCUUUGUACCCCAGUAUCAUUCAAGAAUUCAACAUUUGCUUUACUACAGUCGAAAGAGAAAGGUACAAUAUUACUCAUGAUGAAGACAAGGAUUUACCCCUGUUGCCUGAAAAUGACUUGCAACCCGGGGUAUUACCCAAGUUGUUGAAUACUUUAGUUAGCCGUCGUCGGGAGGUGAAAAAAUUGUUAAAGGAUCCUAAGAAUACUCCAGUUGAAAGAGCUCAAUAUGACAUCAAACAACAGGCUUUGAAGUUGACAGCCAACUCUAUGUAUGGUUGUUUGGGUUAUGUUAACUCCAGAUUCUAUGCUAAACCUUUAGCUAUGUUGGUUACCAAUAAGGGUAGAGAGAUUUUGAUGGAUACCCGACAAUUGGCCGAAUCCAUUGGUUUAAGAGUUGUGUACGGUGACACCGAUUCGGUUAUGAUUGACACCGGUGUCACUGAGUUGAAAGAAGCUAUCAAGACCGGAAACGAGUUCAAAGCCAAGGUUAAUGAAAGAUAUAAGAUUUUGGAAAUUGAUAUUGAUAACACUUAUAAAGCCAUUUUAUUGCAUGCUAAAAAGAAGUAUGCUGCUAUGGACAUUUCAUUCGACAAGAGAACAGGUAAGGAAGUUACCAAGUUGGAAGUCAAAGGUCUUGAUAUGAGACGUCGUGAAUAUUGCCAGUUGUCCAAGGACAUCUCAACGUUCAUCUUGAACAAGGUUUUGUUAGACGCUGAUUCUGAAAAGGCCUUAUCAGAGAUAUAUGAGUAUUUGGAACAAAUGGCCAAUAGAAUAAAGAACAAUGAGAUUCCUAUGGAUAAGUUCAAGAUUAAUACCAAAUUGUCAAAGGACCCAACGCAAUAUCCGAAUGCCAAAUCAAUGGCUCAAGUUCAAGUUGCCUUGAGAAUGAGAGAACAAGGAAAAGUUGUUAAAGCCGGAAGUGUUAUCACUUAUGUUGUUACUGCACCUGUCAAUGAAAGCGAUACCAGUUCAGCCGUUGAAAGAGCAAGAUCAUUCCAAGAGACCAUGAACAAAGCAGCGGGUUUGAGACCAGACCCUUCGUUUUACUUGGAAAAACAGAUUUUUGCCCCAGUUGAAAGAUUGUUGGAAAGAAUCGACGGCAUUGACAUGGUCAGAGUAGCCGGCUGCUUGUCCAUCGACACCUCGAAAUAUAUUCUUCGGGUCAAAAAUGGAGAUGUGUUAAAUGAUAUUGCCCCAAUUGAAUCGAGUAUCGGUGACUCCGAGAGGUUCAGAUCCGCUAGUCAUUUGCUUUUGAAGUGCAAGUGUGGACACCAAUUCAGAUUCGGAGGAAUCCAAGCUUCUCAUGCUUACAAGAUUACGUUCAAGGGUAUUGCUUGUAAUAAAUGUCAAUACACUUUUUCAGCCUUACGGAUCAACUCGCAACUUGAAACGGCACUCAGAAACCAUAUUUCUACAUACUAUGGUGGUUGGUUAGUAUGUGAUGAUGGUGCGUGUGGAAUUACAACCAGACAGAUUUCAGUAUAUGGGAAAAGAUGUAUUGGAAGCUCUGGAAAAGCCUACGGUUGUAAGGGUGUCAUGAGAUACAAGUACAGCGACAAAGCACUCUAUAACCAGUUGUUAUACUUUGAUGCAUUGUUUGACGUUGAUAAAGCCAAAAACAACAAAUUAAGACCUUUGUACGAUGGAGUAGAAGAUGGUAAAGUCCCAGCGGACAUCCCAGCUGCCACUCUCAAUGCUUUAACAGAGCAAAAUAGAGACUUGUUUGGUUCGUGUCAACAGGUCGUUCAGAAAUACUUGGAAGACUGUGGACGUCGUUAUGUCGAUAUGGGCUCGAUCUUCGACUUCAUGAAUGUGUCCAAGUUCUGA
Messenger RNA from Yamadazyma tenuis ATCC 10573, 4323 nucleotides. RefSeq names its product DNA-directed DNA polymerase alpha catalytic subunit (gene POL1). The record is from RefSeq and is a predicted model, not a curated record. Gene Ontology annotation, biological process: leading strand elongation; lagging strand elongation; DNA replication. NCBI's taxonomy places the organism in Eukaryota, Fungi, Ascomycota, Pichiomycetes, Serinales, Debaryomycetaceae. Gene Ontology annotation, molecular function: nucleotide binding; chromatin binding; DNA replication origin binding. Gene Ontology annotation, cellular component: alpha DNA polymerase:primase complex.